CAUAUUUGCUCCUGGCAAAACAUCUUUAAGCCAUGCUUGUUGAGGGCGCCUAUAGCCGUUCAUGUGGGCUCCUUGCAGGAGUAUAGGGGAUUUGGGUAUCUCGGUCUGAGAGCCGCUCAUUGAUGUGUGCUCAGUGUCCAUAGAAAAGGCGAUGAGCCUCAAUGCUGCAGUGACCACCAUGUCUUCAUCUGCCUCUUCAUCGUCUGGGAAAGCGGCUGGAAAAUUAACCAGUUUUGUUCCUGAGCUCCAGAACAUGAUGUUUUCCCUUGGCGAUGCUCGACGUCCUUUGUACGAGACUGCCGUUCUGGUAGAAGAUAUUGUUCACACUCAGCUCAUCAACCUGUUGCAGCAAGCUGCCGAAGUGUCUCAGAUGAGAGGAGCACGGGUAGUGUCCCCAGAAGAUCUCCUCUUCCUGAUGCGCAAAGAUAAGAAAAAGCUAAAACGGCUACUGAAAUACAUGGUGUUCCGGGACUACAAAUCCAAAGUCCUGAAGGCAGUAGAUGAAGACGAUAUUGAAGAGAAGUUGGCUGCCAACAGUAAUGCAAAUAAACGUCAGAAACUGGCCCAAGAUUUCCUAAACUCCAUUGACCAGACCGGAGAGCUGCUAGCACUAAUGGAGGAUGACGACAUUGAUGAAGUUAAGCAGGAACGUAUGGAGAGAGCUGAAAAACAAACCCGAGCAAUGGAUUCAGCGCAGUAUGCCGAAUUCUGUGAAAGUCGACAAUUAAGCUUUUCUAAAAAAGCAUCAAAGUUUCGGGACUGGCUGGACUGCAGCAGCAUGGAGAUCAAACCCAAUGCUGGCGCCAUGGAAAUCCUUACCUACCUGGCCUAUGAAACUGUAGCUCAGUUGGUGGACCUGGCUCUGCUUGUGAAGCAGGAUAUGUCUCCAAAGGCCUGUGAUCCAUUCUCCCAUGCCAUGUCUGCUGCGUACUUGCAGAACCGUAAUCCUACAGAGCCUCUUUUCCAGGCACAACCAAUGAAAAGUAAUCCAGAGACUCCAGAGAACACUCCUCCUGCCACGCCAACUCCACCAUCAUCUGGAACACCACAUAUGGGCAAAAACCAGCCUGGUCCCUUGGGGAAUGGCGCGCAAACCCCAGAAUCUGCCAAGGCCAAGCAGAGGAAAAGAAAGAAGAGCGCGGCAGCCGGUGGGAUCGAGUCGAACAGUGAUGCCAUCCAGCCCAGCCACAUCAGAGAGGCCAUACGGCGCUACAGCCACAAGGUUGGCCCGCUUUCUCCGUUCACGAGCGCCUACCGCAGGACCGGGAUGCCCUUUUUAGCCUGUUAGUACGGAUGGAGAGAAAGGAAGUGGAAAACACGGCGAGGUUAUUUUAAGGUGAUCCCGUCCACGUUAGAAGGGAAGCGACUGAUUCCCCCUCGAGUGAGUGGGCCGAUUGUUGUGACUAUAAACUGACUGCAUGUCUCAUUCUGCAGCCCCCUCAAUCGUUCUUCUUGUUUACUAGUUGGAACGCUGUCCUAAUUAAUGGCAGGAUGUUUGGGAUGGAGUGUGGGUGGAGGAGAACGCACAUCACACAGCUCUGUCACUGGGAGUGAGAUGACUGCCAUCAGCGGCCCACACAUACUAAGGGCUGGAUCAUCUCUGCUGCUAGGUGGAGCCCGGGAUGUACAGAAGUUAUGCUGUCCUCUGCUCUUUCUACCCUAGUGCAAGCAAUAGACCUGUCCUUUACUAUAUUACUCAAAGUGGCAGAUUUAGAAAAAAAAAUCAUAGCAAGUAACAGGUUCUCUUGUAAGAAAACUAUCUAGUCAACUUUACUCGCCUUCUGUGAGCUCCUCCACCCCUCUAUGUGAGUCAGGAGCCUAAACAUUAAGGUGUUGGAGCUUACACAGGGUCAACUUCCUCCUCCUUGUCAGGUGACAGCAUUUGGACCUGGCAAUUGGCUGCUUAGGUCCCAGUGCUGGAUCCUGAAAGAAGAUCGAAUACUUCUCUAUACCCUAAAAUACUGGCUCCAACAAUGCAAAAGGGAAUCCUCAUACUUCUCUUUUAAGCUUCACAGCAAAUACUGGUCAGGGACUGGGAAUUGGUGGAAGAGGUUCCAUAGCUCCUUAAUGGAGGUCUUUGUGUGCUGUACACUCAGCACUGGGCAUUCUCCAGGCACAGGGAAAAAUAACUGGGGAUGAUACAGGGGCAUUUACAGUGGAACCGAGUAACGCGGUUGAAAGACAGGCAACUUUUUUUUUAAAUUCUGACUCGGUUUGCGAGUGUUGUCUCGCAAAACAAGCAGAAUUCAAGCUAAUGAGGU
Molecule: messenger RNA, 2261 nt
Organism: Rana temporaria (common frog)
Lineage: Eukaryota; Metazoa; Chordata; Amphibia; Anura; Ranidae
Gene: SUPT3H
Product: SPT3 homolog, SAGA and STAGA complex component
Exons: 12
Coding region: 152-1288 (378 amino acids)
Biological process (GO): transcription by RNA polymerase II
Molecular function (GO): protein heterodimerization activity; transcription coactivator activity
Source: RefSeq, a predicted model, not a curated record